Molecule: messenger RNA, 1609 nt
Organism: Bacillus rossius redtenbacheri
Lineage: Eukaryota; Metazoa; Arthropoda; Insecta; Phasmatodea; Bacillidae
Exons: 5
Coding region: 90-1244 (384 amino acids)
Source: RefSeq, a predicted model, not a curated record
UGCAAGUCUCGACAUGCAGCUGCCGUGACGUUAGUGUUUUGGUUUUUUUUUUACGGGAAGCCAGCUGCUCUUGGACAUUCCUUAGCGAGAUGAUGGGCUCGUGGGAAACGGAGAGCGACGUGUACAGCUUCCUCGGCACGGUCCGGCCGUGUGGGCGCGGCAGGUCCCUGCACAUACUGCAGUACUUGGAGCAGCACGGCAUUUCGUCGCCUUCCCGGGCCUCGUCAGCCGCUUCCUCCUACUCGGGAAGUGACUCGGAGCCGGAGAGGGUGACGAGGCCCGGGUCGCGGCGGGGCCAGGGGGCCGGGGCCGGGCGGGGCCUGCCCCCGGGAGGCGUCGGCCGGGACGCGGCCGCUGGCUUCCAAGGGGACCGCGAGCGGUGGGACGCAGCGGUGAUCAGCCAGCUACGUCGGGCAAAUCAACAAAGCUACACCACAGAGGCAUUUGAGUACCAGCUGAAGAUGAUGCAUAAAGCACAAGAGGAGCGGGAGAAGGCGGGGCAGUUCGAGGAGCCGGGAGCGGACGACGACGCCGCCGCCCCCUCCACCGGCCCGUCGUCCCGGUCCUCGUCCCGCUCCAGCUUGAGCAGCGUCCCGUCCAAGUCGCCCGCCCCCACGGCCGAGGAGCAGCGGCCCAAGCCGGCGGCCUACAAGUCGGUGCGGGCGAGGAACGUCCUGCUCAACUCCCUGGCGAGGAUGGGGAUGAUGUCCCAGGGCCCCGCGGAGGAGCAGCAGCAGCCGCCCGGCGUCCGGCCAGAGGCACCAUGUGCUCCGUCCCCGGACCCUUCCAGCGGCUCGGCGAGCGUGAGCCCGCUGAUCUUCGACUCCGCCGCCUCGAGCCCCCAGCCCGACUCCUGCGACCAGGACGAUUUCGCACCCGAACGCGACGCGAGCUCCGCAAUCCCCGAAGAUGUGUCCGAUACUGAUCGAUUAGGUGUGGUGGAUAAUUUUAACGCGCAUAUCGCCGAUGACGUCAAUCCCCCCGCUCCGGAUAAACGUUACAGGAAAUUCGAUUACCCGUCCGUCGUCGCCCAGUAUUACGACCACCCCGUCCCGGAUCCCCCUGCUUCGGACUGCGACGACGCCGGUUACGUGUUUGGGACGAAGUCGUCGCCCGCCAAGAUGUCCAAAUUCGCCCCACCGUCCCUCGUGGGUUUGGAAAGUCUUGGGGACUACUCCUCGAAAAUUAACAGUUUUAAUACCGAAUUCGAAUUUAAACCAGAAGAAUUUCCCCCUAUAAAGUAGCAACGGGGUCAUGCUACCCAUUUUUAAAUAUUAUUUAAUAAGUUUUUUUUAUUGCUUCUUCUUUAUUCAAAAUGUUGUGUAUACCACUUAAAAUUUAGUUUUUGUAAAUAUGUUACCAGAAUAAACUUCUCAAUAAUUUCAGAUGUUGGAUCAAAAAUUUUUUUUUAAAAUUUUAAUUGGUGACACGGCUCAUGUUGUUUUAAGAAUUACACUCGUGUAAAGUUCACUUUCGAGUAGGGCUGUGCGAUUCUGGUUUUUAUUGGUCGAUUUGGUUGCAGGUCUGUUUUACAUUGCGAACCUUUGUUAUUGUUUCAGUUCUAAUUAAUAAAUUAUAAAUUUUGGUGCUACACUAUAUAUAUAUAUAU